AUGUUGGCUCUACUCUGGUUAUCAUUAUUUUCACUGGCGUUGGGCCGUUCUCCAGUGGCGCAUUUGAACUAUGCUAGCUAUCAUGGACGCUCAACCUCGGGAAUCUCUCAGUGGGUUGGGAUGCGCUAUGCUGCGGCGCCGGUGGGAGACUUGCGAUUCGAGGCACCUCAAGACCCUCCCGUGGUCACGGGGCUACAACAGGCUACCCAGCAUGGCGCAUUAUGUAUUCCAGUAGCUGGGAAGCGAAAUGCAGCGGUACCAUCUAACCAUGCCGAAGAUUGUCUUUUUAUAGAUGUCUAUGCCCCUACGGAGGCCUAUCUUUCAAAUGCCUCUCUGCCCGUCUACUUUUUCAUUCAGGGAGGUGGCUUUGCUGCCCUGUCAAAUCCCAACUACAAUGGCUCUGGCUUGGUUCAAGCAUCAGGAAACAACAUUGUUGUGGUCACCUUCAACUACCGCGUCGGACCAUAUGGAUUUCUUGCCUCCGAAGAAAUGGAGCAGGGUGCGAGUCUGAACAAUGGAUUGAAGGAUCAACUCAAGGCGCUCAAAUGGGUGAAGAAGCACAUCAGCAAGUUUGGGGGAAAUCCGGACCACAUUGUAAUCGGUGGUGACAGUGCCGGCGGAGCAUCAGUCACAUUACUACUCUCUGCCUACGGAGGACGAGACGAGGGACUAUUCAUCGGAGCAGCUGCUGAAUCACAAAGUUUCGGAACAGUACUCAAUGUUACCGAAAGCCAAUUCUCAUACAACAGACUGGUUACGCGUACGGGGUGUAACGAGACUGAAAAUACCCUGGAAUGUCUCCGUGGCCUUGAUGUCAGCGACCUGCAGAGCGAGAACAUUGUCACACCUUUACCAGGAGCCCCGGGAAACCCUUUAUACCUAUACAGCCCGACAAUCGAUGGUGAUCUGGUCCAAGACCACACAUACACACUCUUCCAACAAGGGAAAUUUAUCAAAGUCCCAGUGAUAUUUGGCGAUGAUACAAACGAAGGCACGAUCUUCGUUCCUGUGGGCACGUCAAGUGUCGGCCAAGCAGAAGAAUUCAUCAAAGACCAAUUUCCUAGCAUGUCAAAAGAUCAAAUGACCAAAAUUCAUAAGAUAUAUCUCAACAAAAACCAGACUAAGGAGUUCCCCAACGCCGGGCUCUACUGGCGACCUGCCAGCAACGCAUAUGGCGAACUACGAUACAUUUGCCCGGGUAUUCACAUGUCCUCCAUCUACGCUGCAGCAGGUGUUCCAAGUUGGAACUACCACUACGCCGUCCUGGACCCCGAUGAUGACACUAAGGGUUUCGGGACAACCCACACUGUUGAAGUGAAUGCCAUCUGGGGCCCGGACUAUGUUAGCACGAAUCCUCCUGAUUCGUAUUAUACCAGCAAUGCGGCCAUCGUUCCUGUGGUUCAGGGCUACUGGACAAGUUUCAUUCGAUCUUUGAAUCCGAAUACCCACCGGGUCGCUUCUAGUCCUAGAUGGCGGACCUGGGGAGACGGAGAUGAUGCUUAUAACCGUAUCUUUUUGCGAACAAAUCAUACGCGGAUGGAGAAGGUGUCAGACGAGCAGCAGGAGCGUUGUAAUUAUCUAAUCAGCAUCGGGGUUGAGUUGAGGCAGUAG
This is a messenger RNA of Penicillium pulvis, 1611 nucleotides long. RefSeq lists its product as uncharacterized. Lineage: Eukaryota; Fungi; Ascomycota; Eurotiomycetes; Eurotiales; Aspergillaceae. The record is from RefSeq and is a predicted model, not a curated record. The coding region runs from base 1 to 1611 and encodes 536 amino acids. The transcript has 3 exons.